Molecule: messenger RNA, 8101 nt
Organism: Myxocyprinus asiaticus (Chinese sucker)
Lineage: Eukaryota; Metazoa; Chordata; Actinopteri; Cypriniformes; Catostomidae
Gene: tns2a
Product: tensin 2a
Exons: 28
Coding region: 134-5191 (1685 amino acids)
Biological process (GO): peptidyl-tyrosine dephosphorylation
Molecular function (GO): protein tyrosine phosphatase activity; protein binding
Source: RefSeq, a predicted model, not a curated record
GUACAUCUGGUUGACGGUACGUGUGCUUGUUUCAGAGUGCUAAUAGAUGUUUGAUUUAAUAGGUAUAUUCUCACCUUUGUUUACACGUGUGAGACAGAUGAGAGUCAACUGGCGAACAUGUGUGUGUGUUUGAAUGAGAGCCAGGAAAAGGGGAAGGGCCUCGAGUGAGCGGACAAAAACAGCUACUCUUGUGUGUUCGGGAAGCCUCAGCCAGAGAGAGGGAAUCAGGAGAGAGACGGACCAGCACGGUCCAAAUCUCUAUAUGGGUUGUGCCCUGAGUGCAGAUAGCUGCGGGGAUGAGCCGGAUCCAGUGCCCAUGAGAGGGUCUUUAAGGAGGGAGAGAGCGGAGUCCAGGGGAACCAUGAGGUUGACUAAGGCAUGCAAAGGCGAGCCCCACGUCUUCAAAGAAAAAACCUUCAAAAAGAAGCGGCAGUGCGGGGUUUGCAGACAGAGCGUUGAGAGUUUGGGCUCCUUCUGUCGAGUCUGCAAAACAGCCACUCAUAAGAAAUGCGAAGCCAAGAUCAACACAGCAUGCAUCACGGUGCAACCCUCCGAACUGCGGAGGGGAACAUCCUCCUCUAGACACAUUCAGCAUCUGGGCUCGACCAAGUCUCUGACCUACACCAAACAGAGAAACACUCUCCCAAGGAGCUUCAGUGUGGACCGGGUGAUGGACAGAGUAAUGGAGAGGAACUAUGAUUUCGACCUCACCUACAUUACAGAGCGGAUUAUUUCUGUGUUUUUUCCCCCUCUGCUGGAAGAGCAGCGGUACCGUCUCAACCUCAGAGAGGUAGCGGCGAUGCUCAAGUCCAAACACCAGGACAAGUUUUUGUUAUUCAAUCUAUCCGAGAGAAGACAUGACAUUACUCGAUUAAACCCAAAGGUUCAUGACUUCGGCUGGCCAGAUAUGCAUGCUCCUCCUCUGGAUAAGAUCUGUGCCAUGUGCAAAGCCAUGGAGAACUGGCUGAACUCCGACCCCCAGCAUGUGGUCGUUCUGCACUGCAAGGGCAAUAAAGGAAAGACAGGAGUUAUUAUUGCUGCCUACAUGCAUUACAGCAAAAUAUCAGCAGGAGCAGAUCAGGCCCUCAGCACAUUGGCCAUGAGGAAAUUUUGUGAAGAUAAAGUGUCCUCCUCUCUCCAACCCUCUCAGAAUAGGUAUAUCUAUUACUUUGGUGGUCUUCUCUCAGGGGCCAUUAAAAUGAACAGCAGUCCUCUCUUCCUCCAUCAGGUCCUCAUUCCUACCAUCCCCAACUUCCAGGAAGAUGGAGGUUUCUUCCCUUUCCUGAAGAUCUAUCAGGCCAUGCAGCUUGUCUACACUUCUGGAAUAUAUGAUUUGCAGGGUUCUGGGAGCAGAAGGCUGAUAGUCACUAUCGAGCCUGCGCUGCUGCUGAAAGGAGACAUCAUGGUAAAGUGUUAUCACAGAUGUGUUCAGGCUGCUGAGAGGGACUCUGUGUUUCGACUGCAGUUCCAUACCUGCACUAUUCAUGGAGCUCAGCUGUGGUUUGGCAAAGGGGAACUGGAUGAAGCCUGUUCAGAUGACAGAUUCCCCACUGAUGCCACAGUGGAAUUUGUGUUUUCGUCUGGACCAGAGAAGAUCAAAGGAAGAAUGAGCCAGAGGAAUGAUCCAGCUGUCAGUGUUGACUAUAACACAAAUGAUCCUGUGGUGCGCUGGGACUCUUAUGAGAACUUCAAUCAGAGAUAUCAGGACAGCUUAGAGGAUAUCGCACACACACGAGGGCCACUUGAUGGCAGCCUGUACGCGCAGGUCAAAAAGCGUCGAGCUGCAGGCUCCACCUCCCUGUCCUCCACCAAUGGGAGUCCUGCAAGAAGCUCUGAUGAGAGACCUAGUCAGCUUCUGUCUGUCAGCACUGAUUCUGGACACUCAUCUGUCCCACCUGACCGCCUCGAUGAACCAACACGACCGUCCCCACCUACUCAGCAAGAGAAGGAGGAGCUUGAGCGGCUCCUGGGUGGAAUUGAAGGUGACGGAAGUGUUAGAGAUCGUGACCGAGAGACAGCCAUUUUGGAUGAUGGCGACUCCUUGCCUCCCGAACGGACUGGGUCACUGAGGUUAGGCCGUUCAUGUUCAUGUCGGGUGGGCUACCGAUCCCAACGUUGUGUCGAGCCUGGGUGCGAUGGACUCCAUCACUUAUCCAAUGGCUAUUUCCUUGAUCGUCCUCCUAAUGGACACACUGGAGCUCCCACUCCAGGUAUGACUUCAGUCAUUGGGCUUUGUCAACACCACAGUGUCAAUCCUCACCAGUCUCUGCCACCUCCGGACUUGCUCUGGGAUCGCCAACAAGGCCCACAGCACUACCUUCACCGCACUUGCUCAGAGGGGCCAUCACGUCACUUGUGCCCAUAUCCUUCCCAAGACAUCAGCCCCCAUCCGCAUAGUCUGUCAUCAACUGGGCGACUACUCUGUAGGGCAGACGAGUACAUUCCAUAUCCCCACCAUCACCUCAACCAUCCACACCACCCGAAACCCUCUGGCCCUUACCAUGAUGUCAUGAUGCUAGAUGGCCUAGUGACACCUGGCUGCCCAUGUCGGGAUUGCUGCAUGCGGCGAGAAGAUUUUCAUACCCUCCGUUUGGACCGAGAAGAUGGACUACACUGGGAGCGAGAAGCAGAGCUUCACCGGGAUACUGGGUUGAGGCGUGGCAGAGAGUCUGAUAUCCAGAGAGGGGCAGACCAAUGGGACCGGGAGGUGGGGCUUAGGCGGGGACGUGAAAUGUCACUCCACUGGGACAGAGACAGAGAGGCAGAGCUACAGUGGGAGAGGGAACGAGAGGCAGAAUAUUGGCACAGAAGGACCACUAUAUCGCCCUACGGGCCCCACGGUCAUGACUUACCAACAUUUAACUUCGAUCCCCUGCCCGCCGGCCACCCAGCAUACCCCGAAUCCUCCCGGUCCCACUCACACUCCCAUCUGGAUCUCAAAUACAGCAGCAGCUCCAGUGAAUACCAGACGCCACACCAGGCAUGCCCUUGCUUCUCCUACCAGCCCUCACCUUCAGAGAGCCGUGGAUAUGCCUCAGGCUACCAGUCUGAAUCUACGUCCCCACUACCCCCUCCCUCCGGCUCCUGCCCUGGCCCAGUGCACCACACCAGUGGACCUACAGACAGCCAAACAGACUCACACACUCAGCAGUACACCUCUGACACAAAUACAGAUUGCCCUGGUGCAGAUGGCAUAGGCUGGCGCAGUCACAUCACCCAUAGUUCCUUAAGGCGGACACAUCCAGAUCCACAUGCUCCAUGUUCCACACCCUCAGAUAUUUCAGGACCUCCAACACCAGUCCACACUAGCAGUCCAUUGCGAACCCAGGAGAGCCCCAGUCUGAGUGUCCGUGAAUAUGACAUGAGAGAGAUGAACAGUGAAAACAGUUCAGUCCAAUCCCACAACAGGCCUUACCCACCUGCCCUGCAGUCCAACAGCACCAAUCAGGUGCCUCAACAAACUGUACUUUCAUCCAAUCAAGAGAUCCCUCAGACACACCCUUUCCCUGCCACGGCCACCACCACCCAACAACUCUCCACCUAUUCCAUGCCUACAACACCCCCAACCCCACAAAUCCACACCACACCUGAACACUCCGCCCCUUUAACACCCCCAUCAGAAUCAAGCCAAACACAAACCAACUGCUCGCCUACUGCUGCUACAGCGCCACCCACAAGGGAAACGGUACCUAUGCCCCAGACAGCCCAACCAGAGACUGUUAAACCAGUAGCCCCACAUUCCGUUACUCCAACAACACCACAGCCCUCUUCUCCCGUCCCUGUUGAGUCCAUCCCACCUCACCCGCAGACUAAUGGAGGGUCACCAUCUCCUGAACCAGACACCCCUAAACCUACUUCCUCUGCCCCUGCUUCCCCACAACGGCCUGUUGGUGACCACGAGAGCUCAUCCUCACCUGAACCCCCAGUACCUGGGUUCGCCACACUAGGCAGGAAGCUAAUGCUGGGCUCUGAAACUUCACAUCCUGCAGGACACAUGCAGGUGUGCACUAGUAUAGGGGGAAGCCCAAACUCCUCAAUGGGCAACUCCACACCCACUUUCCCUCUCGCCCCAGCCUGCUGUACCCCGUCUCCUCCACCAGGCUCCUACUUAGGGUGUCCAGCCAUCUCUGUCCCACAUCCGCCCCUUCCUGAGAAACGCCGCCCGUCCGGGCUGAUAGGCUCACCCAAUGGGAGGUCUGGAACCUUGAGGGCAUCCGUGGGUCACCAACCCUCUGGACAGCACCACGUUACAUUCUCCCCUUCAGUUGGAGAGCUGACUGUGUCUGCUGGACAGGGAGAUGACAGUGUGCAGGGUGAUAUAGACAGCCCCGUCAGUGUGAAAUUUGUGCAGGACAGCUCACGGUUUUGGUAUAAACCAGGCAUCUCCAGAGAGCAAGCUAUAGCAGCACUGAAGGAAAGAGAUCCAGGGGCCUUCCUCAUCCGAGACAGUAACUCCUUCCAGGGGGCCUACGGUCUGGCCCUGAAAGUUGCCAGCCCGCCUCCCAACGUCAAUAACCACAGCAGCAAAGGGGGAGACCCUAUGGAACAGCUGGUUCGACACUUCCUCAUUGAGACAGGCCCUCGAGGAGUGAAGAUCAAGGGCUGUCACAAUGAACCCUACUUUGGGAGUCUUUCAGCACUUGUGUAUCAGCAUUCCAUUACACCGAUCUCUCUGCCCUGUGCCCUCCGCAUCCCAGAGAAAGAUCCAAUAGGAGAAGUCCCUGAGGUUCAGCCAGUCAGUAAUAUGAGUACAGCUGCAGACCUUCUCAAACAGGGAGCAGCCUGCAAUGUGCUAUACCUGAACUCUGUAGAGACUGAGUCACUGACAGGGCCCCAGGCUAUCGCUAAGGCCACGGGGGCCACAAUGUCACGCAACACUCGGCCCUCUGCCACAGUGGUCCACUUUAAGGUGUCAGCCCAGGGCAUUACACUGACGGACAGCCAACGCAGGGUGUUCUUCAGGAGACAUUACCCCAUUAACAGCGUGACUUUCAGCAGUGUGGACCCACAGGACAGAAGGUGGACUAACUCAGACAGCACGACCUCUAAAGUAUUUGGUUUUGUUGCAAAGAAGCCCGGGAGCAUGGCGGAGAAUGUGUGCCACCUUUUUGCAGAGCUGGAUCCCGAACAGCCCGCUACUGCCAUUGUCAACUUCAUUAACAAAGUUAUGCUGGCACCACAGAGACGCUAGAGACCCAGGGAGAAAGAUCAUUUGUGAUCUUAAGUUACACCACAGCACCUGCCUAAAAUGGCUUUGUGCACUUUCUGUUAAACACAAAUGACAACAAAGUUCAAGGGCUUCGCAACUGCAUUUUACUGUCUAGCAACUUUUUGUUUGUAAUCUAAGACAAAGGGCUUUACCAUUGACUAACAUGAUACCAAAACAAACGAAAAGCCAAAUAUUUCAGAAUGUAACCAGACUGAAGCAAACAGUUUGUUGAGGUCAAGCGGUUUUGCCUUUUGUUCAUUGGAUUGUGUAAUUGACUUUAUGAAAUAAAAUCACUCAUAGCACCAUGAUUGCUAAACUAUGUAGACUAAGCACCAGGGGUUUUCAGAAAAGAUAUCUAUAAGGCACUGUUAUUGACCCCCUGAAUAAAAUGUUAUAUGCACUCGGAAACAUAUACUGUACCUUGCACAGAUAUCAGUCUUUGCAGUACGACAAUCAAUCAACAGUUCAUGUACAUCACUUUUGUUCUUUAUUCACUGUAACUUUUAGGCCAUGUCCACACUAAUCCGUUUUCGGUAUGCGGUUAUGGGAGGGCUUUUUUCAGACUGCAUCCAUUUUCAGAGGGGGGAAACACAGUUCUAAUGUGGAUGAGAGGCAUAAAUGUAGCUAAAUUAAUGCGUUUUCAAACGAAAAUGUAUUAGUAGGCCACAUUAACACUAAUCCGUUUUCAGUGUCACAAUGUCAUUGUUUCCCAACGUAUACAGGUAUGGAGAGUGUUCUCGAAACGCUCUGUUUCGAUGGAGGGAAACGUAGUUCUAAUCUAGCUAAAUUUAUGCAUUUCUAACAAAAACUUAGUAGUAGUUCUUGUCCAAACCAAUCCGUUUUUGUUUGAAAACUCUGGAAUGAUGCCGAUAGGAAGCUAUAAAAUAAGUGUUGUUUGAAACUUCAUCGCUUAUGAGUGUUUUCGAAACGCUCCAAUUGUGAUGGAGGAAAAAAGGCCGUUCUAAUGUGCAUGAGAGGUUUAAACGUAGCAAAAUGAAUGUUUUUAACAAAAGCUUAUUAGUAGGUCAUGUCCACAUCAAUCUGUUUCUGUUUGAAAACUCAAUUUAUAGUUUCCUAACGCCAACGUUUUCCAAAGUAUGCGGUUAUGGAGGGCGUUUCUGAAAUGCUCAGUUUUUGGUGGAGGAAAACACCAUUUUAAUGUGGAUGAGAGGCGUGAAUGUAGAGAAAUAAAUGCGUUUUCAGUUAAAAAUGUGUUAGUAUGUCACAACCACAGUAAUACAUUUUUGUCAAAUUCCAUUUUCAGUUUCCUAACCUGGAGUGUGUUCGAAACGCUUCGUUUUCAGUGAAGGAAUAUGGCGUUCUAAUGUGGAUGAGAGGUUUAAAUGUAGCUAAAUUAAUGCGUUUUCAAAUGAAAAACAUAUUAGUAGGCCACGUGCACACUAAUCCGUCACUAAUCCAUAAACUCAGUUUUCAGUUUCCUGACAUCAUUGUUUUCCAAAGUAUGUGGCUGUGUAGUUUUUUCGAAACGCUCCAUUUUUGGUGGAGGAAACACCAUUCUAGUGUGGAUGAGAGGCAUCAAAUGUGUUUAUAAUCUAAAACUUAGUAGGUCAAGUCCACAACAAUCCAUUUUCAUUUGGAAACUCCAACACCAUUGUUUUCCAAAGUAUGCGGUUAUGGGAGAGUUUUUUUCAAACCGCUCCAUUUUCAGAGGAGGGAAACAGUUCUAAUGUGGAUAGAGGCAUUAAUGUAGCUAAAAUGCGUUUUCAAACCAAAACAUAUUAGUAGGCCACAUAAACACUAAUCCGUUUUUGUUUGAAAACUCAGGCAAAACAAUUACAUUGAAAACUAAGGCAACGUCCACGCUAAUACGUUUCAUUUGAAAACAUUAAUUUACGUUUACGCCUUUCAUCCACACUAGAAUGCCGUUUUCCUCUCCAGAAAAUGGUGUUUAGAAAACGAUGACAUUAAGAAACUGAAAACCGUUUUCAAAUGAAAACAGGUUAGUGUGGAUGUAGCCAAAAUUACUGGUCAAAUAAUGUUUUUUAUUCAACAGCAAAUUUCAAAUGUGAAAUUUUUUUAUCCUUUUGACUGGAAAGGAGGUGCCAUGGUUUCUGAAUCUGGCCCGAAGAGUUAGCGAGCGAUAGGGGAAGUUUGAGAGUGUUUGAGAUGGAGGACCAGACAUGGCGUAGUCGUUAAGCUAAACAGUCAAUGUGCUGUGCUGGAGUUCCAGUGUAAAGAGAAUCAUUGCAAGUAUGUAGUAUAAUGUCAUAAUGAGGGCUGAUAGUCAUGUAAUUUGUUUGCCUUUAUAGUAGGAAGGAAUUAAAUUUGUCCCCUUAUGUUAUGUAAUAUUUCGUGCACUGUUCACAAAUAGAAUAAAAUACACCAUCCACACGACAUCAUUUAUGAAACAUAAGCUUGGUCAGAACGUCAUACAUCAUGCUGUACUGUUGUGCCUGCCAUAUUGUGUAGUGGAACAUUAUAUUGGAAUGUAAUCAGUCUUUAAACUGAUCAAGACAGGUGGAGUAAGUUUCCAUCUUCAUAACGUUUCAGUCUGUAUUUCAUGUUCACAGAUUAAAAAUUUCAAGAAGUUGUUUGUAACCAAAGACAAUGUAUUCAUAUGCUCUGUAUUCAAUUACGAUUUAAGCUGUGCCAUUUCUUUUACAUACCUGUAUCAAGUUAUUGCUGUUUUUGACAGAUAGUAAGACACGUCUAUGACAACUUUAAUAUAUUGUAUUCUGUAUUUUCUUAUUGAUCUUUGUAUGUAGUAAUAUAUUUUCUCACAUGCAGCUGACUUGGAAAGUAAAAAAAAAAAACUACAUGGAAGGACAUUGAUAAAAAAAAAAGAUUUUUUUUUUUAUUACCAUAUGCUAUUUUUUCAGUGUAUCCACAAAUGAUAAAUAUAAUAAAGAAAUGUAAAGUCAUGGUACAAAA